CCACGAGCUCAGGGUUUCUCGGGCCCGUUCCCAAAUUUUUGUUACCGCUGAUGGACGCGCGACAUCCUCUGAAGGCCCUCUUGCAACUCCAACUCGGAUCGGACUCCUACGCAGUUCUUCAUCUGCCGUACAUUCUCGACUCUCUGACGGCGGAGAACUUUGCACCCUCCCCGCACUUGACCAAAUGGACGGCACGAAUCAACUCACUUUUGCACGCGAAAACUGCCGACGCGCGGUGGGCGGGGCUUUGCCUGGCGCAGAAGAGUGGUAUUCUCGCGAAACCCAUUCUAUUGGAAUACGCACAGAGCUGGAUCGGGAGCGUUCUGCCGUUGUUGUCUAAACAAGAACCCGUUCCAGUACUAGCUGCAUCGAUACGACUCCUGCGGAUUCUGUUUACGGAGGCUGCGGACAUGCCUGAGUUCCAGAGACAAGUCGCAACACCGAAUGUUGCAAAGUUUACUACUGCGUGCAUGGCACUUGUGGACAAGCAGUCAGAUGUCGAGUUGAGAUGCUUGAUUCUGUCCACUCUUACUGCGCUGGUCAUAGUCUAUCCGACUCUGCACCGGACUUGGUCGGGCGGAUUGUCUACGAUCUGUCUCGGUGUUCUGAACGGUAGCCCAUUCGAUACCACCGAACCUAGACUGGUCCAUUCCGCUUCCUGCUUAUAUGCUACUCUGCCUCUGACUGGUGGAAAAGUCGGAGCCGUCAAUCUAUGGAGGAAAGCUAUGGAGGAUAGCUUGUCGCAAGGGUGGAACUCGUUCUACGCUAUACGAACUACAUUCUCUGUUGAUGGUCGUUUGCCCUCAGCGUCUGCUGAGGACCCACGGAUCGCUGUUCCUCUCAAUCUAGAUCGACUAAAAUGCAGCGUGGUAGCCAUUAGCGAUUUACUGAAAACCAACACGGCCCGUGCUGUGCAAAUCCCUUUGGGUGCUCUCCUCAAAUUCGCGUUGGCACUUGUGGGAUGUCUCAAGGACGAAAAGGUAGAGCAUCAUAUCGAUUACUCAAGACGUGAUAUGGAAGCCUCUGUUACCCCGCACAUCUGGAAAAUUGGCUCUGAUUUAAUCAUCCGACUCGCAGAAUGUCUAGGCCGUCGUCUGACUCCCAAUGCGACGACCGUCGUUGGCUGUCUGGUGUCUCAACUCGAGCAGUCCACCACUGCCUCGGAGCGACUGUCUUUUCUUGUGGCGUUGGAAGCGAUGCUAUUCAAGUGUCUGCCACUCGAUUCACCCUUGCUUGUGAAUGGUUUGGCUAAAACUCUCCUGCCUUUUGUAUCCGUUCUUGUCUCAAAGCAAGAUGUCUCUAAUGGAGAUACUCAAACGAGUGGCCGUAGUAAAAAAGGCAAAAAAAGGGCUAGAGAGUUUGAAGGCGACGAACUCUUCAACUUGUCUCGAGAUGUGAUCUGCCCAACCGCAGUGGACGGGAAAGUUGUAUUAGCAUCCCUCGCAGUGCUCCGGAUCAUUCUGCGCAAUCACACCCUCUCGCCAGCCCUCCAUUCGAUAUCUUCCCGCGUCGUCCUCUCAAUCAUGCUGAAAUUGCCGCAAAUAUCAGCAGCAGCAGUUUCCGCUGAUCACCUUCUUCAUGGCGAGGUCACAGCCGUGGUACAGGACAUGACUCUGGAGUUGUCUACCGGAUCGACGGGAGGAAUGAGUAAGAGCCUUGGACUAGUCAUCAAUUCCAAUCUAUCAGCGGUACAUCGAGAUCCUGAUCUCGAAAUUCUUUUGCACCCUCGUCUUCCUCCGCUGCUUCGUUCCUUGCCCUGGAUUGAGUCAUUGUCGCUCUCUCACGCAGAAGAAAGCCAGGCGGAGGCUGAGUUGCGACAGUCCCUGGGACUGGCCUCUGCGGAACCACUCGAACCAGUCGAAAAAGUCGCACCAAUAUCUGCCAGCACCGAUGAUCUGUCCAUGUCCAGGCCAGCUCAAGCUCCAACGCCGGUGAUCACAGCGCCUGUAUUUUCUGCGCCGCUACUACCCCCGCCACAGAUGGCCACCCAGCUCGCUCCCCAAACUGUUGCAAUGACACCAGCACCAACAACCCCAGCAAAACCAGUCCCAGCUUCGUUGGCUACUACAGUCACCCAAAUGCGGAUGGAGGUCGACGACGACGAAAAUGAGGAAAUGCCGGUGCUCAACAUGGACUCGGACUCGGAGGAUUCCGAGUAACCUGCGCUCGCAUUCAUGUUCUGGGCCGUUUCGCAUUCCGAGUGUGGAUCGGCAGGUCUUCUUCGUCCGACUCGGCAUCGGCAUUUGCAUUAUUGCCACUCAGCGAUCGAAUCUGCUCUUUGGUUAGCUACUUCGUGUGAAUGUCGUCGUGGGAGAGGGGACCUUGAAUAGAAAACCUUGUGCUACGACAUUUCCCGUAUCCAAAGCCAAUGCACGCUCCAGAUGCGAUUGGGCAUCUCGUAGUAGACUGGGAUCGAGGGAAGUUGAAAGCUCUGUAGGAAGUGGGUCGUGUUAGACUAGAUGCCAUCCAGGAUCUUUACCGCCAGGUUGAGCCAAGAACAAGCAGAGCAGUCCAGCGUACACGUGAAGAGCCGGAUUAUCCUGGUAAGGAAAGGAGGGUAGGUACCUACGUGCCUCUCAAUGCAUUGGUCGGAAUGAGAAAUAGAGGCGUCAUACAGCUCAAGUUCGUCCAAAGCCUCUCUGUGCUCACCGGAGGCGAUCAAAUGGAGCACUAGCUCUUGGAGAAUGCUUUCGCGCUGGCACAGAGACUCAUUGUCAGACCCAACCGGACGUCGUUGACUCGACCCUCACUUCCUCGGGCUGUUGUAACAUCAUCACGCGUAAAAACUCGAUUUUCUUGGUCGUUUUGUUGGGCUCAGGGCCGAGGAGUUGCAAGCCCGUCACCCACAUUUUCUUCCACUUGAUUUCCUCGCACCGAGCUAAGAUAGCCCAAGCGCGAGCAGCUCGCGCGAAGUCGCCGCGCUGAAGGCAGAUUUCCAUCACAUCGUAGAGACGGCGGAUAUGGGUUUUCCUGGUAGAGAAGCGUUUGGCUUCAACAGAGGAAUUGAAAAUGAAGGAUUGAGUCAUGGCGCCAGACCCUCAACUCAACUAUCAUGUCUGGUAUAAACGCCGGCGACGACAAACUCGUCUUCGAGUCCUCCGAGGCCGUGUCCGUGGUGUCCACUUUCGACGACUUGGGGUUGAAGGAGGAUCUUGUUCGAGGCAUCUACGCGUACAACUUCGAAAAGCCCUCUGCGAUCCAACAGCGUGCCAUCCUGCCUAUAACACAAGGGCGGGAUGUCAUUGCACAGGCACAGUCGGGUACUGGUAAAACUGCCACAUUUUCCAUCUCCAUCUUGCAGUCCAUCGACAUCAACGUGCGAGAGACACAGGCCCUCGUUUUGUCCCCCACACGUGAACUCGCCACGCAAAUACAGUCUGUCGUACUCGCGCUGGGCGACUACAUGAACGUGCAGUGUCACGCGUGUAUCGGCGGAACCUCGAUUGGGGAGGACAUCCGUAAGCUGGAGUACGGACAGCACGUUGUCUCUGGUACCCCUGGCCGUGUGUUCGACAUGAUCCGGCGGCGGAGCUUGCGUACACGCAAUAUCAAGAUGUUGGUGCUUGACGAGGCUGACGAGUUGUUGAACAAGGGGUUCAAAGACCAGAUCUAUGACGUUUACCGCUACCUCCCUCCCGCCACCCAGGUCGUUCUGCUCAGCGCUACCCUUCCAUACGACGUGCUGGAGAUGACAACAAAAUUCAUGACCGACCCCAUCCGCAUUCUCGUCAAGCGUGACGAACUGACGCUGGAGGGCAUCAAGCAGUUCUUCGUCGCCGUGGAGAAGGAAGACUGGAAAUUCGACACGCUGUGCGACUUGUACGACACUCUGACAAUCACGCAAGCGGUUAUCUUCUGCAACACUCGACGCAAGGUCGACUGGUUGACGGAAAAGAUGCGCAAUUCAAAUUUCACGGUGUCUUCAAUGCACGGUGAGAUGGCGCAGAAGGAGCGUGAUGCUAUCAUGGCAGAGUUCCGCGGAGGAACAUCGCGUGUGUUGAUCACAACGGACGUUUGGGCGCGUGGUAUCGAUGUGCAGCAGGUUUCGCUGGUCAUCAACUAUGAUCUCCCUGCGAACCGUGAAAACUACAUUCACCGUAUCGGCCGGUCUGGUCGUUUCGGUCGCAAGGGUGUUGCCAUCAACUUUGUGACUGUUGACGACGUUCGUAUCCUGCGUGAUAUCGAACAAUUCUACAGCACUCAGAUUGAUGAAAUGCCAGUGAACGCUGCAGAGCUUAUCUGAUUUGUGCAUUACUUUUCGUCGAAUUGUGUUUUGGAUGCCUUAGCAAAUGCCAAUUUUGUAAUCUACUGUGCGGGUGUCUCACUUGUCAGGUCAUCCAUACGCGAACGAUUGUUG
Messenger RNA from Mycena citricolor, 4357 nucleotides. The record is from the annotation of a GenBank genome assembly. Lineage: Eukaryota; Fungi; Basidiomycota; Agaricomycetes; Agaricales; Mycenaceae.